UCUAAUGCCCGCUUUUGCUUCUACUACUUCUGGUUAUGGCAGGUCCUACCCGCUAUGUAUAUGUAUCUGGGUUUCUUGGUUCUGACCUUUCAUUCAUUCUCUUAAUUUGAUGGGGUUUGAACCAAACCCAUCUCAUCUCUUAUUCUCUCCUCUUGGCGACGUGCUCUUUUCUUGAUUUCUAUGGGUUCUUUUUCGCCAAGUAUUGGGCUUUGGUUCCUUGUUGGGUUUCGUAUUAUUUCUCUCUCCCCGCUGUAAAAGGUGGUAGGUUGGUGGGUUUGACUUAUUAUCCGAGUUGGGAGAGUGGAAAUUCGCUGGAUUAGGCGUUUCUCUUCAAGUCCCUGAAAUUCCAAAUCUGUUUUAUCGGGAUGAAUUAAUGUUUGGGGCUGCUUUACGCAAAUUAUUGGCCACCCGUCAAUUCAUAGAAAUAUCAGGAUAUAUAGAACAUGGUGAGCAUACGAAGGCGCAAACUUAUGGGACUAUGCUCGGGGCGUAGUUCUUUCUUGUCCCCGCUUCCAAGGUUUAGUGACAAUGGAAAUGCUCCUGAAAAUCCUGUCCAGAACACUAAGUUAGUCAGUGUUCAUCCCAUCCCUUCAGUUGAUGCUGAGCAGAAGACAAUUUUGAAAGUCAGUACUGGGUCAUCACAUGCAUCUAGUUCUACCAUCACAAAAGAGCAGCAUACUCAACUACAUCCAGUGCCAGAAGUCAAACGCAGAAAGCGACACCGGAGAAAGCAUUUUGAGAACCAAGAACCAUGUCUCAUGAGGGGUGUCUAUUUCAAGAAUAUGAAAUGGCAGGCAGCAAUAAAAGUUGACAAGAAACAAAUUCACUUGGGGACUGUUGGGUCUCAAGAAGAAGCUGCUCGCUUGUAUGACAGAGCUGCUUUCAUGUGUGGGAGGGAACCCAACUUUGAACUAUCAGAGGAGGAGAAGCAAGAGCUGAGGAAAUUCAAGUGGGAUGAGUUCUUAGCAGUGACUCGUUCCUCAAUUACUAAUAAGAAACACCGGAGAAGGGGUAGCGUAAGUUCCCGAAGAAAGUCUGAGCCUCCAAUACAGAACUACGACUACGAAGGUGAGCCAGGAGCAAAUGGUUUCUCGGCUUCAGAAGAUGCGGAGCCAGAUACAUCAGCCUCUUGAAAUUUUUGGUUCAGGAACACCAGCUGAAAGCUUCUAUGAAUGCCCAAAAUCCAGCCUCUAUCUACAUCUAGUCCUCUCUACUCCUUAGUCUUGAUGGGCAUAUGAAAGCCCCUAUCAGGGCAGAUCAUACUGGACUUAUACAUUCAUCAGAAGAGAUUUUGUCUUGUCUUUACUAAGUUUGCUAUAUGUACACCAUUUUCAUAAACAUGCCAAGGAAGUUAUGGCCUUAUUCUUUUGUU
Molecule: messenger RNA, 1372 nt
Organism: Diospyros lotus (date-plum)
Lineage: Eukaryota; Viridiplantae; Streptophyta; Magnoliopsida; Ericales; Ebenaceae
Product: ethylene-responsive transcription factor-like protein At4g13040
Exons: 7
Coding region: 444-1133 (229 amino acids)
Biological process (GO): regulation of DNA-templated transcription
Molecular function (GO): DNA-binding transcription factor activity; DNA binding
Source: RefSeq, a predicted model, not a curated record